AUGGCCGAGAAACACGCUCUCAUAUCCCAAGGUGUCAUCAUGUACAAGCAAACGGACGCUAUGAAGGAGACCAAGGAUAUGUCCGAGAACUUAGUGAGUGGUGAUUUCGAAAGACAAUACAGGAACAGAGUGGUAGAGGCCGGUGGAAGGAGGAGACAGGCGUGCUGCGUUACGUUCGCGGUGACAGUCGGUGUAGUUGUUUUGGCUCUGCUGGCCCUUACGAUCGUAAGGGAACUUCAAAUCAAGCGCCUUUGCCAAGAGGUGGAGGAGCUGUCGGCUCAUAUAGUCGCCGUCGAAGUCAACGUGAACGCCCUCAACCAAAGGAUUUCGGACAACAGACUUUUCAACGAGUUCAAAACUUUCGACGACGCGAUCUACACAGACGAUGAUCAAGAGGAGAACAAAGAUUCUGACAAAGAUAAGGAAGACUAUGGAACACUGGAGAAGCUGCACAACCUGACGAUCCUGGAGGACGACACGAUGCCUGAUGACGACUUGUCUGAUGAUGAAGACCUGUAUGACAACACUGACGAAAGUGGCGACUUCUACGAUUACGACAGGCGGAGAGAAAAUAGCAAACCUGGCUCAACGAAUAUGGUUCUAUUAAAUGCUGAGGAUUUUAUGGAUUCCGUAGUGAAGUUCGAUCAGGAGAACAAAGCAUCUCUAUCGACGAUUAAGAAGAUACAACGCAUGCUUAAUGAGAACCCUGAAAAUCCUGAUAUAGUUCGCGUGGAUCACGACCAGCCCCACAACGUGUGGUACCCGUCGGGUUGGACCAUCAGCUCGCCGCACCCACGCCCUACGCUGACGCGCGCCGGACACGUGCACGUGCACCACUCGGGCGUCUACCUCGUAUACGUGCAGAUAUAUUACUUGGAUCGACAUGACAUCAUAUCGUGGGUAUUGCACCGCACCAAUCCAGAAACCGAUGGUCGGGAAACGCUGCUGCAGUGCGCACAAUCUUCCCACUCCACGGAGAUACUGGACAAGCCCAACUCUUGCUUCUCAGCUUCGGCGCUAUAUCUGCGAGCUGGCGAUAGGCUGGCUGUCAGAAACACAGGCGGGAACAGACACUCGCUCAUGGAGCCCGAGAAGAGCUUCAUAGGACUCAUCAAACUCGGUGACGCAACGCAACUUGAGGAAGAACUGUAG
Chilo suppressalis (striped riceborer) is the source of this 1152-nucleotide messenger RNA. The record is from the annotation of a GenBank genome assembly. NCBI's taxonomy places the organism in Eukaryota, Metazoa, Arthropoda, Insecta, Lepidoptera, Crambidae.